AUGGCUUCUCGUGGCGUCGUCAUUUUUCUCCUCGCUGCUAUUCCCAUCUUGUGUUUAGAGCUCCGGCGUGGAAUUCCACAUCUAGGAAUUAGAGAUCUCAUAUUGCUUUGUGAAGAAGAGGAGGAGAAUGAGAAAAGGCGAAAACUUGUGAGAAAACAACAACAAGAGAUACAGAGUGAAAAGACCAGCAGAUACUUAGAGGAUGUUUUAAAACCUUCCCAGGAAAUGAAAUUGAAAAAACUAGAAGAGCGUUUUUAUCAGAUGACUGGUGAAACCUGGAAGUUAAGCAACGGUCACAAACUUGGGAGCGGUGAAGAUUUGGUGCUUGAAAAUGCAAGUCUGGCAUCUUUUGAAACUUCAAACAGAGAAGCAGCAAAGAGACGGAAGUUGCCUAAUUCUGGCACCAGAGUUACAGCACCUGUUGAAUGUCCUCCACAGAAGAAGGUUCUUGAUUUACCUGAAGAACCACCUGAAACAGCUGAUGAAGUAGUUACUGUUGCUCUUCGGUGUCCAAGUGGACGUUUCCUGAGGAGACGGUUUUUUAAGUCUUGUCAGUCACAGGUCUUACUUGACUGGAUGAUGAAGAUUGGUUACCACACAUCCUUAUAUGCCCUUUCUACUUCCUUUCCCAGAAGGCCUCUGGACAUGAAGGGAAGUUGGACACUGGAGGACAUAGGAAUAACUGUGGAUACUGUACUCAAUGUGGAAGAGAAAGAGCAAAGCAACUAA
This is a messenger RNA of Elephantulus edwardii (Cape elephant shrew), 729 nucleotides long. RefSeq names its product UBX domain-containing protein 8-like. Gene Ontology annotation, molecular function: ubiquitin binding. The transcript is spliced from 2 exons. The record is from RefSeq and is a predicted model, not a curated record. Lineage: Eukaryota; Metazoa; Chordata; Mammalia; Macroscelidea; Macroscelididae. Gene Ontology annotation, cellular component: nucleus; endoplasmic reticulum. Bases 1 to 729 code for a protein of 242 amino acids.